Messenger RNA from Harmonia axyridis, 3801 nucleotides. RefSeq names its product RNA polymerase-associated protein CTR9 homolog (gene Ctr9). The coding region runs from base 154 to 3588 and encodes 1144 amino acids. Lineage: Eukaryota; Metazoa; Arthropoda; Insecta; Coleoptera; Coccinellidae. The record is from RefSeq and is a predicted model, not a curated record. Gene Ontology annotation, cellular component: Cdc73/Paf1 complex. Gene Ontology annotation, molecular function: RNA polymerase II complex binding. The transcript has a single exon. Gene Ontology annotation, biological process: regulation of DNA-templated transcription.
CAUAAUUCUAUGGAAUUAUUUAACCUCUAUUCAGAUUUCAUAAAAAGGUUGUCAAUAUUGAAUAUUUUCAAGUUGUCAAUAAAGGUAUUACUAAAUGACUGCUAUAUAAUAUUUUAUUGGUGUGUUCAGUUGUAAGGAGUUUUAUUGUCUUAGAUGAGAAUGACUUCUGGAUCAAUAGAAAUUCCUCUCCGUGAUACAGAUGAAGUUAUAGAAUUGCAUUCAGAUCAGCUUCCUGAUGGAGAAGAAGUUUUGGGAAUUUUGAGGCAAGAAAACUCACAGCUGUCAAUAUGGGUGAAUUUAGCUCUGGAAUAUUAUAAGCAAAGGAAAAUUGAUGAUUUCAUCAAGAUACUUGAAACUUCCCGAGUUGAUGCUAAUGUUGAAUAUAGAGAUUAUGAGAAGGAUCAAAUGCGAGCAUUGGAUAUGCUCGCUGCAUAUUAUGUGCAGGAAGCUAAUCGUGAGAAAAAUAAGGAUAGGAAGAGAGAAUUCUUCACCAAAGCUACAUUAUUAUAUACUACAGCAGAUAAAAUUAUUAUGUAUGAUCAAAACCAUCUUCUUGGACGUGCAUAUUUUUGUUUGUUGGAGGGCGAUAAAAUGGAACAAGCUGAUGCUCAAUUCAACUUUGUACUCAAUCAGUCGCCUAAUAAUAUUCCUUCUUUACUCGGUAAGGCUUGCAUAGCAUAUAACAAAAAAGAUUUCAGAGCUGCACUAGCAUUUUACAAAAAAGCCUUGAGAACGAAUCCAAAUUGUCCAGCGGCUGUUCGUUUAGGUAUGGGACACUGUUUUAUGAAACUUGGCAAUCAAGAAAAAGCAAGAUUAGCGUUUGACAGGGCACUACAAUUGGAUAAUCAGUGUGUUGGUGCUUUAGUUGGAUUGGCCAUUUUGAAACUAAAUCUACAGCAACCAGAAUCUAUUCGAUCUGGAGUACAAAUGUUAUCUAAAGCAUAUACUAUCGAUUCUUCCAACCCUAUGGUGCUUAACCACUUGGCAAAUCAUUUUUUCUUCAAGAAAGACUACAAUAAAGUACAACAUUUGGCUUUGCAUGCAUUUCAUAAUACUGAAAAUGAAGCGAUGAGAGCAGAAAGUUGCUAUCAAUUAGCAAGAGCUUUUCAUGUACAAGCUGAUUAUGACCAAGCUUUCCAAUAUUAUUAUCAAGCCACCCAAUUUGCUCCAGCUGCAUUUGUACUCCCCCACUUUGGCCUUGGUCAGAUGUAUAUAUAUAGGGGCGAUACAGAAAAUGCUGCUCAAUGUUUUGAGAAAGUUUUGAAAGCACAACCAGGAAAUUAUGAAACUAUGAAAAUUUUAGGAUCGAUUUAUGCCAAUUCAUCUUCACAAUCAAAAAGAGAUAUUGCUAAGAAUCACUUGAAAAAAGUUACUGAACAAUUCCCAGAUGAUAUAGAAGCAUGGAUAGAGUUGGCACAAAUUUUAGAACAAUCUGAUUUGCAAGGUUCUCUGAAUGCUUAUGGAACAGCAGUGCAGAUACUCAGGAAAGAUGUUCAAGCAGAAAUUCCAACUGAAAUUCUGAAUAAUGUAGGUGCACUACACUAUCGUUUGAGCAACCUUCAAGAGGCUAAAAAAAAUCUGGAAGAAGCUUUGGUGAGAGCAAAAACAGAAGCAGAGCAUGAUCCCCACUAUUAUAACUCAAUAUCUGUGACCAUAACCUAUAACUUAGCUCGGUUAAAUGAAGCAUUAUUCUUAUUCGAUAAAUCUGAAAAGUUGUAUAAAGACAUUUUAAAAGAACAUCCAAAUUAUGUUGAUUGUUACUUGAGACUUGGUUGCAUGGCAAGAGAUAAAGGCCAUAUUUAUGAAGCUUCAGAUUGGCUUAAAGAAGCACUGAGGAUCAAUCAAGAACAUCCCGAUGCUUGGUCUCUAUUAGCUAACCUUCACCUGGCUAAAGCAGAAUGUCUUCCAGGACAGAAGAAGUAUGAAAGAAUCUUAAAAAAUCCAGCAACUUCGCAAGAUUCUUAUUCCCUUAUAGCUUUAGGUAAUGUUUAUUUACAGACAGUCCACCAGUCAUCAAAGGAUAAAGAAAGGGAGAAACGACAUCAGGAGAAAGCAUUGGGUUUGUUCAAACAAGUGUUGAAAAUUGAUCCUAAAAAUAUAUGGGCUUCCAACGGAAUCGGAUGUGUAUUAGCUCAUAAGAAUGCAGUAAAUGAAGCAAGAGACAUUUUUGCUCAGGUGAGAGAAGCUACUGCAGAUUUUUGUGAUGUGUGGCUUAAUAUUGCUCACAUCUACGUUGAGCAGAAACAAUAUGUCUCUGCUAUACAAAUGUAUGAAAAUUGUCUCAGAAAAUUCUUCAAAUAUAAUAAUGUUGAAGUACUUCAAUAUUUAUCCAGAGCAUAUUUCAAAGCUGGUAAAUUGAAAGAAGCAAAGAUGGUGUUAUUGAAAGCCAGAAGGGUUGCACCGCAUGAUACCAUUCUUCUUUAUAAUAUUGCUUUAGUUCUUCAAAAGUUGGCAAUGGUUAUAUUGAAAGACGAGAAAUCUACUUUACAAAUUGUACUACAAGCUGUGCAUGAAUUAGGUCUUUCCAUGAAAUAUUUCACUUACCUAGUUGAAUCAAAGGAUCAAAAAAUAAAUAGAGAUAUGGCUUUGUUGGAAGCAAGACAGUGUAAAGAUCUUUUAUCACAAGCGCAGCAUCAUGUUGCUCGUGCCAGAAGAGCAGACGAAGAAGAUCGAAUGCUCAGACGUAAACAAGAGGAUGAACGUAGUGCCUUCAAACUUAAGCAGUUGGAAGAACAAAAAAAAAUUGAGGAAGAACGUAGGCUUACUAAAGAACAGUUGUUGCAGAAGCGUCAAGAAUAUAAGGAGAAAACCAAGAAUGCUCUUCUUUUUAUGGAAAUGCCAAGUGAGAAAAAUAGAAAAGGCAAAGGUAAAGGACGAGACAUUGCAAGUGAUUCUGGUAGUGACGCUGAGCCAUUAGAUGGAGAACAUGUACAUAAAAAAGCGAAGAAAGAAAGACCAAGAAAAAGAGCUCGAAGUUCAGAAAGAGGUGAGAAGAAACCAAGGAAAUCGGGAGGCCGAGGUGGAAGAAAGAAAAAGGAAAUAGAAGGAUCAGGGUCUGAUAGCGAUAGACCAAAAGUUAAAAGGAUUAAAAAGAAACAGGAACCAAAGAAGAAAUCCAAGGAUGAUGGUCUUAGUGGCAAACAAAAGUUACGGAUAGUUUCUAAAGCUACAAUAUCCAGUAGUGACGAUGACAGCGAUGGAGGAGCCAGGUCUAGGUCAAAUUCAAGAAGUAAAUCACGCUCUAGAUCAAUAUCACAAUCCAGAAGGAGCAGAUCAAAAUCUAGAAGUAAUUCAAAUUCUAGAAGUCGAUCAAGGUCUAGAAGCAGAUCGAGAUCUAGAAGCAAGUCCGGUUCUAGAAGUAGAUCGAGGUCUAGAAGCAAAUCAGGUUCUAGGAGUAGAUCAAGGUCUAGGAGCAAGUCUGGUUCUAGAAGCAGAUCAAGAUCUAGAAGCAAGUCGAGAUCUAGAAGCAAGUCAGGUUCUAGAAGUAUAUCGAGGUCUAGAAGCAGGUCAAGAUCUAGUAGGUCGAGGUCUGGUUCUAGAAGUGUGUCACGAUCAAAGAGUGGUUCUCGAUCUAGGUCAAGAAGUUAAAGAAAAAGUAUUUUAAGGAUUUAAAAAAAAUUGAUUUCAUAGAUUUAUUAUUUUGAAAGGUAAUAAAAUAUUAGUACUUCCAAUUUUACUUUUUUAGCUGAUUAACAACAUACAAUUGUUAUAAAAUGUUUAUAAUUCCAAUAUCUCUUAUGAAAUACCUACAUAAUAUGUAUAUUAUAAUUUUGAAUGAAAUUAAAAUUUCAGUGAUCAAAA